Rotaria sordida is the source of this 1536-nucleotide messenger RNA. Lineage: Eukaryota; Metazoa; Rotifera; Eurotatoria; Philodinida; Philodinidae. The record is from the annotation of a GenBank genome assembly.
AUGUCUUUAACAAAUGAUACAGUAUUAGAAACAUCCAUGCUUUCAUCAUCACAAAUUAAUAUUGAAAAAAAUCGUCGAUCAUUAAAACGUUUUCGUCCAUCAGUUCAAUGUAAUCAUAUUAAUAAACAAACUAAUGAACAAUGUACAGCUGAUGGUUUUAUGGAAUGUGUUCAUUGUGAUCAAAUAUGUUGUCUUAUUCAUAUAACUCAACAUCAAGAUGAAUUAAAACAUUUACGAGAUAAUCUUGUUGAAGAAGCUAGUGAAACUUAUAUUACAUUAAGUGAAAUGCAAGCUACUGAUUCUCGUGAACAACUUCAAUCAAAUUUAGCUCUAUGGAAAAAACAAAUGUUGAAUAAAAUUGAACGAAUUUACGAUAAACUUCUUGAGGAUAUAGAACAAUCAUUUAUAAAAGUUAGUUCCAAUUUUGAAUUAACAAAAAAAACUCUUGCAAAUGAAUUUGAAGAAAAUAUUUCAACAAAAUUAGAACGUCUUUCAACAAAAUGUGAUUUUUAUCCUCAUGAACUUGAUGAAUUAAGAUUAGCAUUAAAUGAAAUGCAUAUCCGUAUACGUGAAGCACGUACAUCAAUAAUAAAUAUUGAUUUUGGUAAUGGAAAUACUUGUUUAUUAGAUAAUGAUGAUACAUUUGAAUAUAAUAAUAAUAUUGAAUCACCAAAAAUAAUAAUACAAACAAAACCUGAUAUUGAACGUAUUCUGAAUGGUUCUUAUCUUAGACAAUUUAAUAUUGAAAUUGAUAAUGAUUCUAAUCAUAUUCCACUUUUAUAUGAUACAUCAAAUAAACAUUUACUCGUUUGUAAUAAUGAAAGUAAUACUAUUGAAUUAUUUAAUCAUGAAGAACGUAUUGGUGGAGGUUUUUGGUCAAAGGAAUAUUCAUUAAUAACAUGUAUUAAAUGGUGUCCAUAUUUAAAUACAUUUCUUGUUCUUUGUUCUCAAUCACUUUAUGCACUUAACUGUUCUCAAGAACCAUUUAAUAUUUAUCCAAUUACACAAAUAAAACCAAUAAAUGGUAAUCCAAUGAAAUAUAUUAGUGUAAAUAAUGAUUUAUUAUUAAUAAAACAUGGUCAUGGUUUAUUUAUUGAUAAUUAUUCAUUAGAAAAAAUGGAAUUACUUAAACGUUGGUCAAAACAAGAUUUUUAUCCAAAUAAUGAAAAUACAAUUGAUAUUCAUCGUAUUGAAUUAUAUUCAAAUUUUUAUCUUGCAAUGAAUGUUGAAAUAAAUGAUGAUAAUGAUGUUUUAGAUUUAUUUAUUGUUCCAAAUAUACAACAUAUACGAAGAUUAGAAAAUUCAUAUUUAAUGCUUUAUUUACCAUUAAAUAAUUAUUGGAUAAUUAAACAAAAACAAGAUAAUAAUCAAAUCGAUUUAUGUCUUUUAGAUCAAAAUGGACAUAUUGAUCAAUUAAAUAUAAUUAAUAGUGAAAAUAUUAAUAGUAUACGUUCAUUUGGAAAACAUUUUCUAUUAGUUACACGACAAAAUAAAAACUCUAUUCAAAUGCAAUUAUUUCAUAUUGAUAAAUUCUAA